CCCCAUCCACUCUACUCCAUUACAUGCACCCCGGUUCAAAUUCCUGAGCCCACCGGACGUGUAUAAAUAUAUCCACUCAACUUGCCGGAAGUUCUUGGUAUUCACCAAUAACCUCUCCUCCCUCCCUCAAGUCUCAUUGAAGCAAUUGGCUCCGAGGUCUAAUGGCUGGGAUUGCCUUUGGCCGCUGGGAUGACUCCUUCAGCGUUAAUUCCCUGAAGGCCUACCUCGCCGAGUUCAUAUCGACCCUUCUCUUCGUCUUUGCCGGGGUUGGAUCAGCCAUAGCUUACAACAAGUUGACAUCAGGUUCAGCUCUUGAUCCCACCGGACUCGUCGCGGUGGCUAUCUGCCACGGUUUUGCACUCUUCGUGGCCGUGUCGAUCGCCGCUAACAUCUCCGGUGGACAUGUCAACCCGGCGGUCACCUUUGGAUUGGCUCUCGGGGGACAAAUCACUAUUCUCACCGGCAUCUUGUAUUGGAUCGCACAAUUGCUUGGUGCUAUCGUGGGAGCUUUUCUCAUUAAACUGGUCACCGGAAUGGCUACUCCUACCCAUGGCCUGGCAGCAGGAGUGGGAGCCGUUGAGGGAGUGGUGAUGGAGAUAGUCACCACCUUCGCGCUCGUGUACACCGUCUACGCGACCGCCGCUGACCCGAAGAAGGGCUCGCUUGGCACCAUUGCUCCAAUCGCCAUUGGUUUCAUCGUGGGUGCUAACAUCCUCGCAGCAGGCCCAUUCUCGGGUGGAUCCAUGAACCCAGCCCGGUCCUUUGGGCCCGCGGUUGCUAGCGGCGACUUCACCGACAACUGGAUCUACUGGGUCGGCCCCCUUGUUGGCGGUGGGCUGGCCGGCCUGCUCUACACCUAUGCGUUCAUGUGCUCGGACCAUGCGCCGGUCGCCAGCAGCGAGUACUGAGGCCACCUCCAUGAUGAGGCCUUUGGGAGUACAUCCGUUGGGUCGUCGAGUCACUUUGGUUCGUUUUGUUUUGUGAUUAGCUGUAAAGCUGGGAGACUUUUGAUGUUGUUUCACGGUUUGUAGCGUGAUGGAUGUGGAGCCGCUGCUUUAUUUAUUGGUGUCAGCUUUUCUGUUGAACUGUUCAACCUCAUCUCUUUUUUUUUUAUAACUCGAUCCUCCUUUUCUCGAUUGCUCCCUGUGGGUAUUGUGAUGGCAAAAUACGCUGCUAUGGCCAAGACUUGCAAGUUGUCAAUGCAACCUUGUUUAAUAUUUAUAAAUAUUGAUAUUUUGA
Molecule: messenger RNA, 1239 nt
Organism: Phoenix dactylifera (date palm)
Lineage: Eukaryota; Viridiplantae; Streptophyta; Magnoliopsida; Arecales; Arecaceae
Product: putative aquaporin TIP2-2
Biological process (GO): transmembrane transport; water transport
Cellular component (GO): membrane
Molecular function (GO): water channel activity
Source: RefSeq, a predicted model, not a curated record